AUGGACAGUAUUAUUCUUAAUCCUCUGAAGCCUGUUUUGCCUGAUCACAAAGCCAUGCUGGAUGAAGCACAGCUGGAUAUCCUGGGGCAGCGGUUCAGAAAGAAGUCCCGGUCGGUUUGGGAGAGGUUGAACGCAGAAUGCUGGUGAGUGACAGUGGGGCCUUGUUUGCCCCAGCGCUGUAUUCAUUGGGAGAUUCUCAAUUAGGUUUUGCUGAACUCCUCUGUCCUCCGUACUCUCCUUGCAUCCUUUUGAAAAAGGUAAAAGUUAAUCGAGGAGAGGGUGGAGGAGAGGAAACGUGGAAACAAAUGCACUCUCCUUCUCCACUAGCACAGCAUCAGGCAAAUUAUCCUUACAGAGUACGAAUACAUGACUAAAGUGGUACAAAUUUAUUUGAGAGAUAAAAGGAUAAGUAGCAUAUCGUUUUAAAAUGUGUGCAUGAUUUUCUCUUGUGUGUGGCGGAUUUCGGCAGAGGAGACUCAGAGGAUGCACUUGUGCUUCCUCCGCAGGGAAGACGCAAUCGAGGACAGAGGCAGACUCCUCUGUUCACCUAAUAAUGAUUUGACACUCCUCGAUCACUCGACCACUUAUCGGUUUCCAGGUCAUGGAGGAGAAAGGACAGAGGAGUUAUUUAUUUGUCCUUUCAGCUAGUGCUGAAAGAGUGAAAUGUGGGUCGAGUUACCCUGAGAAAGGAAAUAAUGCAAGGCUUUGAAUAUAAUAUAUAUCGGUAUGUUUGUAUGUAUGACUGACACACAGGUACUUUCGCCACACUUGCUAUCAUAAUGAUUGGCACUGUGAAGGGUAAUGUGGAGUUGCUUAGCAACGGUGUUGAGGAGCGGGAGGGUUGACAGAGACUUUACUUGUGAUAUGAAACUUAAGUUAUUAGAAUGUUAUGUUCCCAGGCUACAUGGGAAACUACCAGUAUGUCCCUUCUCUCUCUCCGUGGCUCCAGCCUGUCCCCCCAAGCCAAGGAGCUGUUUGGUCCGGCUCUGUCCCUCGCUGUGGUAGGCUUAGGCUUCACAUCCUCCAUGGGGAGAAUGUUCGCCCAAAAACAUGGUUACACCUUGGACAGCAACCAGGUAACAGAGAAAUGAGCUCUCACAUUGUCUCAUAAUGAACUCGCUAUCCUCACUCCACUGUUAGAAGGACCCGUUUUUCUCUCCCCCUAUUUAACUGUUAUAAGUGGUCUCCCUGCUGUAGGACCUGUUGACGAUAGGCCUCUGCAACACAAUUGUAGGGAUGUUCUUGUGUUUCACCGUCAGCUGAUCCUUGUCACACAGUACAGUCCAAGGGAGUGUUGGGGUGAAAACUCAGGUAGUGAUUUAUUUUAAAUGUUUUAAGGAGAAUGGAAUUAUUCUUUGUGAUAGACAUAGUAGUAAAAUGAGAGGGGGGGUACAAGUGAUAGGGAUACAUAAUUAAAAGUCUGAUACGGGAAUUGAACCCUGGUCCCCCCUGGGAAUAUGUAGUCCAUAGUUGGCUGCAUUGUCGCUAGACUAAACUCUGGCACAGGUAAAGACUUCAUCUCACAUCUUCUAUCUCUUAUAUGUACAGGUAAUUGACAAAAUAAAGGAAACACUUGAGUAAAUGAGGGAUACAAAGUAUAUUGAAAGCAGGUGCUUCCAUACAGCUGUGGUUCCUGAGUUAAUUAAGCUAUUAACAUCCCAUCAUGCUUAGGGUCAUAUGUAAAAAUGUCCAAUUGCCCAUUAUUUAACAAAUAACACAUAGGCCUAUGUAUUUCAUUUCAAUAUCCUACUACAAUCCACCAGGAUUUACAAAACCCUAUUUUUAUUGCAUUUAUUUCCAUCCAUAAUUAGUCCAAAAAGUAUUGCACCUGAAAAUAUGACUGUUAUAUUUUCCCUUAAAGCUUUUAAUCAAUUAACAUAAUGCAUGCAGUCAUUUUAUUUCAAUUUCAGUAGCUAAAUAAGGAGGUAGGCAUAUCAGUUUCAGCUAAAACAUGGAUUAGAAUCACGUGCAGCAAUAGAUCUCUGUGUGCAGGCAGCCUGCUCGAGCGCAUCGGUCAACAUUCGUAUGGUAGUUGGGACAGAGCGCCUGGUAGGCUACACAACAACAAAGCUGGAAAACAACUGUUUCUCGAAAUGUACACAAAAAAAGGCAAAAAGAUUUGACUGAUAAGUGGUAUUCCCUGUUCUCCAGGUAGAACUCUUUUGGGUUCCAUGUAGAACCCUUUUUCCACAGAGGUUUCUACAUGGAACCCAAAAGGGUUCUACCUGGAACCAAGAAUAAUUUUACAUGGAACCAAAAAGGGUUAUCCUAUGGGGACAGCCGAAGAACCCUUUUGGAAACUUCCAGAAGCUUUAAAAUGUGGGCCAGAUUGUCAGGAUGGGUAAUGUACUGUAUAAGUACACAUUAUUUACAAGUAAGAACCCCUCAAGAUACACUUCAUUUUAACUAGCUAAAUUCUAUGUAACACCUAUUAAUUACGUUGUUCUUAUGCAAACAUUACAUGUACUAUGCUUUGAAAUAGUAUGUUUUUCCUUAUCUGGGAUGACCAUGUUAACAUCCACGAGGGGUCACAGCCUUUGUGAGAGUUGUUACUGAAUCGGACGCAGCUGAGAAGAAACAAAACACAAAGUUUGUGAAUGUAGUGGAAACCUGCCCAUUUGUAACAAGCAUUAAUUGUUACACCGUUGUAAUUACAGACCACAAUUACUACCAGUUACAUGUUGUUAUUAUAACUAUUGGUUGUCACAGUUAACUACAAUACUUGUUACACUGUAAUUACACUGUAAUAAGGACACCUUAAAAUGAAGUGUUACCCCAGGUUAUGAUGAGGUCUUAACUAUGACAAGUAGGCCCCAUAAUAUAACACAUAAUAUAGUGGUCAGAAUUAUGACCAGCUGGUCAGAUAGAGGUCACAAUUAUGACCAGCUGGUCGUAUGGUGGUCAGAAAAAUACAUAUUCUGGUCAGUAAUAAGCCGUCAUAAAAAGACAUCAUACGUUAGUCUCUCUUUACAGCUGCUGUGGUUGGCCUCCCUAAUCUCCACGUUGCUGUUCAACCUGGAUCUGGGCCUGUUUGCUACCAUGGCCCUCUCUCUGAUCACUGGAGUGACUGUAUUCUCCUGCUCCAACCCUCUGUACUUUGCAAACGCUGAGCUGCUCUUCAGCUCUCUCAGAGAGGUACUGUAGGUAGGCUGCAUGCCACGAGACAUAAACUAUACCUCAACCCAGACAAUAUAACAUAAACCAUAACUCAACCCAGAACCACCACAUUCCACUGUUUGUUUAUACAUAUUUGUGCAUUCCUUCACGCACUUACUGUAGGUUGACACCUAUAAUUCAUACAAUGUGAAAAUCUAUUAACAUUAGCAAUUGUGUGUGUGUGCGUGCGUGCGUGUUUGUGCAUGCAUACGUGUAUGUGUGUUUUUGUGUAUACAGUCUGUUGAGAACCACCCCUUACCUCAAAUGUCAGGAACAAGGCACGGUCUGGUGCUUGAGUUUAGCUCAGUCAUCUUCAUGGAUUCUGUGUCAAUCAAAGCACUAUGCAAGGUGAGCCCAAACAGUCAUUACCUGAAACAAAUAACACAAACCCCAUGUAUAGACAAUGGUGUUACUAUACUAUGUUAGGUCACUAUCUCUAGUUCUGCAUUCCAGCUGUACAAACAAUUUGCUUUAUUGGGUUGAUUGCCUUUAACAAUAGCUUUGUGAGUGGUGCAUAACAUAUUGCGUAAUCCAGUCAAACAUAAUCCACAUUACAUCAUAAAAUAUGACUGUGCUGUGAGAUCAAAAUGUAUGGUCCUCCUUACCUCACAGCGUACCAUAAUGGAUGUUGUUGAUGUUAUCUGUGUGUUCUGUGUUAUCUUCAACCAUACAGACAGUCUUUGAAUAAGAUGGGCAUAUGUUAUUUUGUGUGUGUGUGUGUGUGUGUGUGUGUGUGUGUGUGUGUGUGUGUGUGUGUGUGUGUGUGAUAAAGAGCAGAAGAGAGAGCGUGAGAUAGGGAUAGGGCACAAGAGAUAUUCCACACUGUGUGUUUCUGGCAGCUUGUAA
Coregonus sp. 'balchen' is the source of this 4002-nucleotide messenger RNA. The record is from the annotation of a GenBank genome assembly. NCBI's taxonomy places the organism in Eukaryota, Metazoa, Chordata, Actinopteri, Salmoniformes, Salmonidae.